CCAUGGGAGAUGCCUCCUCCCAAUCACAGACCACUGCUCCUGGUCCAGGAGGCUCAAAGAAUUGGUGCUGGGUAGAAAAGCACGUCAGGCCAGAACAGCUUGCAGAGGAGGGCCGGCACAGCACAAGAAGGAGGAGAAGGAAGAGAGGUCAAGCUUGUGCCAAAUCCUGACAAUGGCGAAAGAUGACUCCACUGUUCGUUGCUUCCAGGGCCUGCUGAUUUUUGGAAAUGUGAUUGUUGGUAUGUGCGGCAUCGCCCUGACCGCAGAGUGCAUCUUCUUCGUAUCUGACCAGCACAGCCUCUACCCACUGCUUGAAGCCACCGACAACGAUGACAUCUACGGGGCAGCCUGGAUUGGCAUGUUUGUCGGCAUCUGCCUCUUCUGUCUGUCCGUUCUAGGCAUUGUAGGCAUCAUGAAGUCCAACAGGAAAAUUCUUCUGGCGUAUUUCAUUCUGAUGUUUAUAGUAUAUGGCUUUGAAGUGGCGUCUUGUAUCACAGCAGCGACACAACGAGACUUCUUCACGCCCAACCUCUUCCUGAAGCAGAUGCUGGAGAGGUACCAAAACAAUAGCCCUCCAAACAAUGAUGACCGAUGGAAAAAUAAUGGAGUCACCAAGACUUGGGACAGACUCAUGCUCCAGGACCACUGCUGUGGUGUCAAUGGCCCGUCAGACUGGCAGAGAUACACAUCUGCCUUCCGGACUGCGAAUAAUGAUGCCGACUAUCCCUGGCCUCGUCAGUGCUGUGUGAUGAACAGUCUGAAAGAACCUCUCAAUGUGGAGGCCUGCAAGCUAGGAGUGCCCGGGUACUAUCACAAAGAGGGGUGCUAUGAACUCAUCUCUGGACCCAUGAACCGACACGCCUGGGGGGUUGCCUGGUUUGGAUUUGCCAUUCUCUGCUGGACAUUUUGGGUUCUCCUGGGUACCAUGUUCUACUGGAGCAGAAUUGAAUAUUAAGAACAAAGUGUCACCACCACACUACCUUCCUCCAGUGACUCUGGGCCCAGUGCUGCAAGCGAGCUCUCCUGGUAGAAUUGACGUCUGCGCUCUGCGGGGGCCCUGUGCCUCUUACUCGAACUGGCGAGGUAGAGUUGUACCCCUGGGCUUGCAGCAUCUCAAAAUUCUCACUAGGGUUUUCAGUCUGGUCUAGGGUACUGCAACAUUUUUAUAACCAGUAGGAAAGGGAGACUUUGGAAAGUCAAUAACUACUUCUUCUAUCCCUGCCUAUUUUUAAUUUGAGGGCAAAAAGACUUCCACAAGAACCUGUGUUAUCUCAGCAAGCCAAGUCUGUAUUUGCACAGCAAGGUUGCGUGCAUUUCUCCCUGCUUUCUGAAAGAGACUUGCAAAGGCUUUCAUUCGUCUCAGUCUUGCCCACAUGAGAGAAUUAAGGAAAAAAUUGCUGAGAGAGAUCUUUGGCCUUUGUUCUAUGGUGGCUUCCAUCUACACAGAUUCAAGUGAUUCCCUUACUGCCAUCUUAGAACCAUUUUGUUCUUCAGAACAACACCCAACCUUGAGUUAAUAGUGGUUGAAACUUCCUCUCAGACAUGGCAGGGUGACCCGUGUGUUUUAAGCUCCCUUCUCCCAUUAAUUCCUUUUACUCUCAAAAUAUUUCUCUCUGAAUUAUGUUUCUGUUUGUGGUCCUGAAAGAAAUUCUUACAAUUCAAUAUUUGUCUAGUCUUAUAAAUAAAGAUGGCUUUUAAAUAUG
Molecule: messenger RNA, 1703 nt
Organism: Mustela lutreola (European mink)
Lineage: Eukaryota; Metazoa; Chordata; Mammalia; Carnivora; Mustelidae
Gene: UPK1B
Product: uroplakin 1B
Exons: 8
Coding region: 173-955 (260 amino acids)
Cellular component (GO): membrane
Source: RefSeq, a predicted model, not a curated record